GAUCUUACUUGAGGUAUUAUUCCCAGGAGAUCAAAGUCAACAAUUUUCAGCAACUUGAACAAAGGGGCUUCUUCAAUCCUCCUUAAUACAUUAAAACCCAACACAACACAACACAACACCAACCCAAAACUUCAUCAAAAUCCAAACUCAUCACUCAUCCCAAAACCUAUAAAUUCCUCAAUCCAUUAUCCCAUCAUUCCACUCAACAGUCAACAAAAAUAUAACCAUGUCCCAACUCUCAUCCCACAUUUUCUCUCUCCUCCUCAUCUUCAUCUCUCUCCUCUCACUAAUCCACCCUUCAAACUCCACAAAUCUCCACUCCAUCAAAUUCCGAUCACCAAACCUCUACCCAGAAGGCCUAGCAUACGAUCCUACCUCCCAACAUUUCCUCCUCGGUUCGCUUCACGGAAACAAUUUCAUCUCCGUCUCCGAUACCGGCGUUACCGAAACCCUAACCCUAAUUUCUCCCGAAAUUCCCCCAAAUUCCACAAUUCUCGGCCUCUCCGUCGAUAAUCUCCGUCGUCGUCUCCUCGCCGCCGUCAACAUUAACGGUUCACCUUUUCUCGCCUCUUUCCACCUCCAUCGCACCUCCCUCGACCUCCAUUUUCUCUCUCAUCUUCCUUCCACCGGUGUAUCAAACGGCGUCACUUUCGACUCUCACGGAAACGCUUACGUCACCAAUUCCAAGGAAAAUUUCAUCUGGAAACUCGACUUAAACGGCACCGUUUCAAUCCUCUCUAAAUCGCCGAUUUUCACGCAAUUUCCAGUAGAUCACACCUCACCGUACUCCUACUGUGGACUCAACGGCGUCGUUUACAUCAACACCAAAGAGUACCUCCUAGUCGUCCAAUCAAAUACUGGAAAAAUGUUCAAAGUUGACGCCAUUGAUGGAACUUCAAAAGUCGUUAUUUUACCAGAAGAGUUAACGUUAGCAGAUGGAAUCACCGUUAGAGAUGACGGCGUUGUUGUUGUAGUUUCGAUGAAAAGCGCGUGGUUUUUGAAGAGUGACGACAGCUGGGCCCAGGGUGAAGUAAUUGACAAAAUUGCCCUUGAUGAAGAAGGGUUUCCUACGUCUGUUACUAUAGGACGUCGUGGAAGGGUAUAUGUGGUAUAUGGGUAUGUUCAGGAGGGUAUAAAGGGAAUUUUGGAGGAGAGAGAGUGGUUUAGGAUAGAGGAGAUAGUGUCGAAGAGAGAGAAUGAAGAAGAGAGUAUGUUGUGGCCCUUUAUGUUGAUUGGGCUGGGCUUGGUUUAUUUUCUAUUUUGGAAGUUUCAGAUGGGUCAGCUUGUUAAAGAUGUAGAUAGAAAACGUGCUUAGUAUUUUUUUUUUUUUUUUUUCUUGUUUUUACUUUCUUUUUUGAAUUAUUGUUUUGGAAUUUAUUGUUCGAUGAGUUCAGUAAUAGUGAUUGCUUGUUUGCUUCCUCUUGUGAAA
Messenger RNA from Beta vulgaris subsp. vulgaris (sugar beet), 1429 nucleotides. RefSeq lists its product as hypothetical. The coding region runs from base 227 to 1315 and encodes 362 amino acids. NCBI's taxonomy places the organism in Eukaryota, Viridiplantae, Streptophyta, Magnoliopsida, Caryophyllales, Amaranthaceae. Gene Ontology annotation, cellular component: endoplasmic reticulum. The record is from RefSeq and is a predicted model, not a curated record. The transcript has a single exon.